AUGAAGAAGCAUUCGGCCCGGGUGGCCCCGCUCAGCGCCUGCAACAGUCCGGUGCUGACCCUCACCAAAGUGGAAGGGGAGGAGCGCCCCCGGGAGGGCCCGGCCCCCGCGGAGGCCCCGGCGGCGGCGGGGUCGGAGGCCGGGCGCGGGAGCCGCCGCUGCUGCCGCUGCUCGGGGCCGCGGCUGCGCAAGCUGGGCUGGGGGCUGGCGGUGGUGCUGAGCGUGUGCACCUCCUGGGCCGGCGCCACGCAGCUCGCCAAGCGCACCUUCCGGACCUUCGACGCGCCCUUCACCCUGACCUGGUUCGCCACCUCCUGGAACUGCCUGUUCUUCCCUCUGUACUACGUGGGCCACGCGUGCAAGGCCCCGGAGCGGCCGUCGGUGAGGCAGCGGUACAGGGAAUGCUGUCGGUUUUUUGGAGGCAAUGGCUUGACUUUGAAGGUGUUUUUCACCAAGGCAGCCCCGUUUGGUGUCCUGUGGACACUCACAAACUACCUGUACUUACACGCAAUAAAGAAAAUAAACACCACGGACGCCUCCGUGCUCUUCUGCUGCAACAAGGCGUUUGUGUUCUUGCUCUCGUGGAUCGUUCUCAGGGACAGGUUCAUGGGCGUGAGGCUGCUGGCCGCCCUCCUGCCGAUCUGGCGGCGGCGAGGACCCCGGCACGGGGCCCCUGUUCUCCGACCGCCCUUCCCUGCAGGCCUGGCGGUGGGACCCGCUGUCAGGUGGCUCCGUCCUGCGGUCCAGCCCCGGCUCCAGAGCCUCCCCGGGGCCCAGCUGGGCCGGCGGGGCCUGCAGCCUCUCCGCUCCCCGCAGGUUCUCUUCAAGCUGCUCCUGGGCAGCGCGAAGUUCGGAGAAGCCGCCUUAUUCCUGUCCGUGCUGGGCGUGUUUAACGUCCUCUUCAUCUCCUGCGUCCCCGUCGUCCUGUACUUCACCCGCAUCGAGUACUGGAGCCCUUUCUCCAACAUCCCCUGGGGGCACCUGUGCGGAUUCUCCGUCCUCCUGCUGACGUUCAAUGUCGUGUUAAAUUUCGGAAUUGCUGUCACCUACCCGACUCUGAUGUCUCUCGGGAUCGUCCUCAGUGUGCCUGUGAACGCAGGUGAGUCUCUGCUUGGCUGCGAGGGGGCCUGGUGA
Molecule: messenger RNA, 1134 nt
Organism: Myotis lucifugus (little brown bat)
Lineage: Eukaryota; Metazoa; Chordata; Mammalia; Chiroptera; Vespertilionidae
Gene: SLC35F3
Product: solute carrier family 35 member F3
Exons: 7
Coding region: 1-1134 (377 amino acids)
Biological process (GO): thiamine transport
Source: RefSeq, a predicted model, not a curated record